This is a messenger RNA of Euleptes europaea (tarantolino), 5318 nucleotides long. It is a transcript of the gene KDM5A, whose product is annotated as lysine demethylase 5A. Gene Ontology annotation, cellular component: nucleus. Gene Ontology annotation, biological process: chromatin remodeling. NCBI's taxonomy places the organism in Eukaryota, Metazoa, Chordata, Lepidosauria, Squamata, Sphaerodactylidae. Bases 15 to 5099 code for a protein of 1694 amino acids. The record is from RefSeq and is a predicted model, not a curated record. The transcript has 28 exons. Gene Ontology annotation, molecular function: DNA binding; histone demethylase activity.
UCGGCGGCGCCGCCAUGUCGGGGGACGACGACGGCCCCGGCGGGUCUCACUACGUGGCAGAGUUCGUGCCUCCGCCCGAGUGCCCGGUCUUCGAGCCCAGCUGGGAGGAGUUCAGCGACCCCCUCGGCUUUAUCGGACGCAUCCGGCCCUUGGCCGAGAAAACCGGCAUCUGCAAGAUCAGGCCGCCCAAGGACUGGCAACCUCCUUUUGCAUGUGAUGUACAAAGUUUUCGUUUCACCCCACGUGUUCAGCGCCUGAAUGAAUUGGAGGCAAUGACUAGAGUAAAGCUGGACUUCUUAGAUCAAUUGGCAAAAUUCUGGGAACUUCAAGGAUCUACACUAAAAAUCCCCGUGGUAGAGAGAAAAAUCUUGGAUCUCUAUUCUUUGAGCAAGAUUGUUGCCAGCAAAGGAGGCUUUGAGGUGGUCUCUAAAGAUAAGAAAUGGUCCAAAGUGGCUAAUCGGCUCGGUUACUUACCUGGCAAGGCGACGGGAUCACUACUGAAGUCACAUUAUGAACGGAUCCUGUAUCCAUAUGAACUUUUCCAGUCUGGUGUCAGCCUUAUGGGCAUCCAAAAGCCAAACUUGGACCUUAAGGAAAAAGUGGAGGUUGAGGACCUCGGCAUUGAUGCCCAGUCUCCCCCAAAGCAGGGUACAAGAAUGAACGUUGUGCUGAAGAGAACCAGACGUGUCAAGUCCCAGGCAGAGGCAGGGGAGAUGAGUAGGAAUGCUGAACUAAAGAAGCUCCAGAUCUUUGGAGCAGGACCAAAGAUGAUGGGAUUGGCAUUAGGAGCAAAGGAAAAAGAAGAUGAAGUACCCCGAAGACGCAAAGGUACCAGAUCCGAGGCAUUUGGCAUGCAGAUGAGACAGCGGAAAGGGGCACUUUCUGUCAACUUUGUUGACCUGUAUGUCUGCUUGUUCUGUGGUCGAGGAAACAAUGAGGACAAAUUGUUGCUGUGUGACGGGUGUGAUGACAGCUACCAUACGUUUUGCCUGAUACCCCCUUUGCCUGAUGUUCCCAAAGGUGACUGGAGAUGUCCAAAAUGUGUUGCUGAGGAAUGUAGCAAACCGCGUGAGGCCUUUGGAUUUGAGCAGGCUGUUCGAGAGUAUACCCUCCAGAGCUUUGGCGAGAUGGCAGAUAAUUUCAAAUCUGAUUACUUCAACAUGCCAGUCCAUAUGGUUCCCACGGAGCUGGUGGAAAAGGAGUUCUGGCGACUAGUGAGCAGCAUCGAGGAGGAUGUCAUUGUGGAGUAUGGAGCGGACAUCUCAUCCAAGGACUUUGGAAGUGGCUUCCCUAUAAAGGAUGGCAGAAGAAAGAUAAUGCCAGAAGAGGAGGAAUAUGCCCUUUCUGGCUGGAACCUCAACAAUAUGCCCGUACUGGAACAAUCUGUCCUUGCUCAUAUCAAUGCUGAUAUUUCUGGCAUGAAGGUGCCCUGGCUUUAUGUGGGGAUGUGCUUCUCCUCUUUCUGCUGGCACAUUGAGGAUCACUGGAGCUAUUCCAUCAACUACCUUCAUUGGGGGGAGCCCAAGACGUGGUACGGAGUACCUUCUCAUGCAGCAGAACAACUGGAAGAAGUGAUGAGAGAGCUUGCCCCUGAGCUGUUUGAGACGCAGCCUGAUCUUCUGCACCAGUUAGUCACCAUUAUGAACCCAAAUGUGCUUAUGGAACAUGGUGUACCUGUGUAUCGGACCAAUCAAUGUGCUGGCGAGUUUGUUGUCACUUUUCCUCGUGCCUAUCACUCUGGAUUUAACCAAGGCUACAACUUUGCUGAGGCUGUGAAUUUCUGCACGGCGGACUGGCUCCCCAUAGGGCGGCAGUGUGUCAGCCAUUACCGCCGGCUGAGGCGCCACUGCGUCUUCUCUCACGAGGAGCUGAUCUUCAAGAUGGCCGCCGACCCCGAGUGCUUGGAUGUGGGGCUUGCUGCCAUGGUCUGCAAAGAAAUGACGCUCAUGACCGAGGAGGAGGCACGCUUGAGGGAGUCUGUUAUACAGAUGGGGGUGCUGAUGUCUGAGGAGGAAGUGUUUGAGCUGGUUCCCGACGACGAGCGCCAAUGUGCAGCCUGUCGGACCACCUGUUUCCUGUCUGCUCUUACCUGUUCUUGUAAUCCUGAGCGGCUUGUCUGUUUGUACCAUCCGAGUGAUUUGUGUUCAUGCCCUAUGCAGAAGAAGUGUCUAAGAUACCGGUAUCCAUUAGAGGACUUCCCUUCCCUGCUGUAUGGAGUGAAAGUCAGAGCACAGUCCUAUGACACUUGGGUCAGCAGGGUCACCGAGGCACUGGCUGCCAACCUAAACCACAAGAAAGAUGUGAUUGAGCUGAGAGUGAUGUUGGAGGAUGCUGAAGACAGGAAGUAUCCAGAGAACGAUCUCUUCCGUAAGCUAAGAGAUGCUGUGAAAGAGGCAGAGACUUGUGCUUCGGUGGCCCAGCUGCUCCUGAGCAAAAAACAAAAGCAUAGUAAACUGAGCCCGGAUAGUGGGAGGACGCGGACCAAACUGACUGUGGAGGAACUGAAAGCAUUUGUCCAACAGCUGUUCAGCCUUCCCUGUGUCAUCAGUCAGGCCCGGCAAGUAAAGAACUUGCUGGACGAUGUCGAGGAGUUCCAUGAGCGUGCUCAGGAGGCCAUGAUGGACGAAAUCCCGGACUCAUCGAAACUGCAGAUGUUGAUCGACAUGGGCUCUGGCCUGUACGUGGAACUUCCUGAACUGCCUCGCCUAAAGCAAGAGCUGCAGCAGGCUCGUUGGCUGGAUGAAGUCCGGGUGACCCUUGCUGAUCCUCAGAGAGUCACCUUAGAUGUGAUGAAGAAACUGAUUGACUCAGGGGUGGGGCUGGCACCGCACCACGCAGUGGAGAAGGCCAUGGCUGAACUGCAAGAGCUUCUUACAGUUUCUGAGAGGUGGGAGGAGAAAGCCAAGGUCUGCCUGCAGGCAAGGCCUCGACAAAGCAUAGCUGCCCUGGAGAACAUUGUUAACGAAGCAAAGAACAUCCCAGCUUAUUUGCCCAAUGUGUUAGCGUUGAGAGAAGCGCUGCAGCGGGCUCGAGACUGGACGUCCAAGGUGGAAGCCAUUCAGAAUGGUAGCAACUAUGCAUAUCUGGAGCAGCUCGAGAAUCUGUCUGCCAAAGGCCGCUUGAUACCCGUCCGCCUUGAUGCACUGCCUCAGGUUGACUCGCAGGUAGCAGCAGCGCGUGCCUGGAGGGAGCGCACAGGAAGAACAUUCCUGAAGAAGAACUCUAGCUAUACUCUCUUACAGGUUCUGAGCCCUCGAACAGAUAUUGGUGUUUAUGGGAGCAGUAAGAACAGGCGAAAGAGAGUGAAGGAGCUGAUGGAGAAGGAGAAAGAGAAGGAUCUUGACCUGGAGUCCUUAAGCGAGCUAGAAGAUGGGGUGGAAGAGACCAGAGAUACUGCAACUGUGGUGGCUGUCUUCAAGGAUCGUGAGCAGAAAGAGAUCGAAGCCAUGCAUGCCCUCAGGGAAACCAACCUGGCGAAGAUGACCAUGGUGGAUUGCAUUGAGGAGAUAAAGUUCUGUAUCUGCCGCAAAACAGCAAGCGGGUUCAUGCUGCAGUGCGAACUCUGCAAAGACUGGUUUCACAGCACCUGUGUGCCACUCCCCAAGACCAGCUCCCAGAAGAAGGGCUCCAGUUGGCCUGCCAAAGAAGUUAAGUUCCUGUGUCCGCUUUGCAUGCGCUCCCGAAGGCCCAGGCUGGAGACCAUCUUAUCUUUGCUGGUUUCCUUGCAAAAGCUGCCGGUGCGGCUUCCUGAGGGAGAGGCGUUGCAGUGCCUGACGGAAAGGGCCAUGAGUUGGCAGGACCGAGCGCGGCAAGCUUUGGCUACUGAUGAACUGUCCUCUGCGUUGGCCAAGCUCUCGGUGCUUAGCCAACGCAUGGUGGAACAAGCAGCGCGGGAGAAAACGGAGAAAAUAAUCAGUGCGGAGCUUCAGAAGGCUGCAGCCAAUCCUGACCUACAGGGUCACUUGACUAAUUUCCAGCAAUCUGGCUUUAACCGGGCCAUGAGCAGCGUGUCGUCAUCUCCACGGCAAACUAUGGACUACGAUGAUGAGGAGACAGAUUCAGAUGAAGACAUCAGGGAAGCAUAUGGCUAUGACAUCAAGGACAAUGCCAGUGUAAAAUCCUCCAGCAGCCUGGAGCCCAACCUUUUUUGCGAUGAAGAAAUUCCCAUAAAAUCUGAGGAAGUUGUAACGCACAUGUGGACAGCCCCCUCCUUCUGUGCUGAACAUGCAUAUUCAUCGGCAUCCAAAAGCUGUUCUCAAAGUUCCAACACUCCGAGAAAGCAACCUCGUAAGAGCCCCCUAGUACCUCGCAGUUUAGAGCCCCCAGUGCUUGAAUUGUCUCCUGGAGCUAAAUCACAACUGGAAGAUCUCAUGAUGAUAGGAGAUCUCCUGGAGGUAUCUCUGGAUGAGACCCAACACAUCUGGCGGAUCUUGCAGGCCACGCACCCGCCCUCCGAGGACAGAUUUCUUCACAUCAUGGAGGAUGACAGCAUGGAUGAGAAGCCAUUAAAAAUGAGGGGAAGAGACUCCUCUGAGAGGAAGCGGAAGCGGAAGCUUGAGAAAGCAGAACAGUUCUUUGGCGAAAUGAAGCAGAAGUCUAAAGAAUUGAAGAAGCUGGAGAAGCCCAAGAAGAAGAAACUGAAGCUGACUAUGGACAAGACAAAAGAGCUGAACAAGCUGGCCAAGAAGCUAGCGAAAGAGGAAGAGCGUAAAAAGAAGCGCGAGAAGGCAGCUGCGGCCAAGGUGGAGCUGGUGAAAGAGUGCAUAGAAAAAAAGAGGGAGAAGAAAGUCCUGGAUAUCCCUUCCAAGUACGACUGGUCAGGAGCGGAAGAGUCCGACGAUGAGAACGCGGUGUGUGCUGCUCAGAACUGCCAGAGGCCCUGCAAGGACAAGGUAGACUGGGUGCAGUGUGACGGCGGCUGCGACGAGUGGUUUCAUCAAGUCUGUGUCGGUGUCUCGCCAGAAAUGGCAGAGAACGAAGAUUAUAUCUGUAUAAACUGUGCAAAGAAACAGAUGCAGGGCAGUCCGACGCGUGUGCCGCCGCCUCACUUCCUGCUGAGCUUCAAACGGCCCGUGGAAGACCUCAAGGAGACGAGUUAGCAGCCGCUCGGUCUCACUGGGACUGGAGGGAAAUGGAACACUAAGAAGGUGGUGUGAUGUGAACCGAGUCACUUGGAACGCUCCACUUCCGUAAACGUUCGGCCCUAUGGUGGAGCUGGCCCCACGCAGCUGGCUUCCUUUUGUAUGAAGCGGGAUGUUACGGGCGCAGGGGUACUGACCCAGCUAUGCAGAUACCACCCAGUUGGAAGUCCCAGCCAG